Solenopsis invicta (red fire ant) is the source of this 5948-nucleotide messenger RNA. RefSeq names its product tyrosine-protein phosphatase 69D (gene Ptp69D). The record is from RefSeq and is a predicted model, not a curated record. The coding region runs from base 174 to 4574 and encodes 1466 amino acids. Lineage: Eukaryota; Metazoa; Arthropoda; Insecta; Hymenoptera; Formicidae. Gene Ontology annotation, molecular function: protein tyrosine phosphatase activity; protein binding. Gene Ontology annotation, biological process: protein dephosphorylation. The transcript is spliced from 11 exons.
AGGGGCGAGAACGACGCGGAAGGCGCGUGUUAGAAGCGUAAGGUAGUGGCGAAAGGGGAUUUGGUCUUUGGUCUGGCUGCUAUCACUGAGAGCAGCGAAAAGCGAUCGUUGGCUACUCGUCGACGAGCUUACCCACUCGCCUGUCUGUCCGUCCAUCCACCAGACCGGCUGUCAUGACCACCAUGUUAUCCCGGAACGGUAGCACUGCGUUGGCGCCGCUACUCGUGUGCCUUCUCGUGCUCCGCGCAGCCGGCGUCGACGAGUACGGUAUAGAUAAACUGGAUGCAGCAACAGAACCGAAGUCCGAGCGGAUCGUGUCGUUGGAAAUUCGAUCGUCACAGGAUAUCGAAGGUAUAGAGGCGGGUAGCACGCCGUCGUUAUUAUGCAAGCUCAACGUGCCGGGUCAAGUCUGGUGGAGCACUGACGGUAGGAAUCUUACUACCAUCAAGGAUUUUGAGUAUGGUGGACGACUCGACAUAAAGAAGGCUAGCAGAAACGACACAGGCGACUACAAAUGCUCUGCGCUGACUGCUGACAAUAAAUUCCUUGAGAAAAAUAUUCAUAUCAGAGUGAUAGAACCUGGCAAGAUAACAUCCAGUGGGGACGUAAAGACGAGAGUGUCGGAAGCGGCCAACUUGACGUGUCACGUACAUGGUUAUCCAUUAUCUCAAUUUACCUGGUUAAAGGGGAAUGAUUCGAAUAGCAGCGAACACUUGAAGGAUCUCACCAUCGUCUCGCAAAUAAAUGAGACCUUCGCCGUUUUGAUCCUAGAAUUCAAGAGUUUGACGCGCAAGGACAACGGUACGUACACGUGCCAGGUGAACGACUACAACGGAAUAGUGAGCACUCUGACGCAUCUAUUCGUCACUGACGUGCCGAAAGUCAGCAUAGAUUUUAUGAAAGCGGUUGGAGCUGGCAGUAUAUUUCUAAAUUGGACUGUCAACGAUGGUAAUGAACCGAUCAAGAAGUAUUUUAUUCAGCAUAUGAAGAAGGGCACAGAUCAACGUCAGUACUAUGCUGAGCAGAUUGGCGGUGGUAACUCAAGCUACGUUCUUAAAGGAUUUGAAAGCGGUACCGCGUAUCAAAUUGGCAUUAGCGCUAUCAACGCGGUGGGCACGUCACAUAUGCAAUUAGAUCCACGUUGGAUUACUACAUUAGAGAAAGAUCCGGUGUUUGUGCCGAAAGUAUCCGUAAACGGUGUGACGGAGAAUUCGAUCACAAUAGGUUGGACCGUGCCGCCGCCAGAUUUGAAAGAACACGUGCACUAUUACAAUCUGAUGGCCACUCACGUCGAUCAGAAGAGAGAGGCGGUAUAUCCUGCUCAGCCGUUUCUUGUGUAUGCAUUCGUGGAUCUUGAUCCGGCGACUACGUAUAAAUUUAAGAUAGCUGCUUGCAGUGAGUACACAAAACAGUGCGGGAAUUGGAGCGGCGAGGUAAACGGCACCACCCUGGACGGAGUGGCUAGUCCUCCAAAAAAUCUCAACGUUAUCUGUCGUUACAACAAUAUAAGCAGCUUUAGUUUCAUGUCUAUCACAUGGACGCCCCCGGAGAAGCCGAACGGCAUUAUACAGCGCUAUAAUAUACAACUGAAUGGCGUAGCAAGAUUCAAGAACGACAUGGGACGUUUGGAUAUCCAUAGUUUCGAACCACCUAGCUGGAGUGUCUAUAACAGAAACACCACGCAUUACAAUAAGUUACCUUCCAAUACGAAUUAUACGGUUCGUGUGAAUGGAGUGACUAGAUCUCGCACUCCUGGCAAAAACGCUGUAGGAAACUGCACGACACCAGUCGCCGUUCCAGAUCGUGAGAACAUGAACAUGCGUAGUUGGCGCAAAAUCGAGAGUCAAGGUAGGCAGUUAUUUAAGCUGUACCUACCGCGUAUCUCUGAACGAAACGGCCCAAUCUGCUGCUACCGCGUCUACUUGGUGAAACUACCACCGCAUAAGACAGUUGGUGAUCUGCCGUCACCCGAAGAAAUUACGGUGUACUCUUAUCAAUACGCGCACAGUUCACUUACCGGCGGUGCCUACAUCGCCGAGAUAUUUGAUAGCGAUCAGUUGCAAACCGAGAUCUUCCUCGGCGACGGCGAGUCAUCUAACGGCGGUGCCAUGUGCGACAAGUGCGUUGGUCUGCGACCUAAACCGGCACCGCCGUUGUUACACUUUGUACCGGAAAUUCUAUUGACGACCAUCUCGACCUCUGGUAACACGAGCAGUACUGUUACCAGCACAACGAUGACCACGUCGGUGUCAACUGUAACAACUGCAAAUAGCAAUGAUAGCAGCACGACUGUCAGUCCAUCUACCGCAUCGACAACGAUCACUGUUAGUAGCGUGAAAAUCAAUAUGACCACAGCCAUGCCUGUGAUUAAUGCCACAGAAAAAACGGAGAGACGAAAGAGAGAGGACGCGCCUCUACAAAAAGCAUCCAUAGAUGGAUCUGGGGAAUUAAACGUAUUAUCGCCUUACGACGGUUUUCUCGAUGAAACGUCGAACUACACUGGUUUUAUUGAAGUUAUCGUGCUUGGUGAAAAGGAUCAACUUCUACCGGCUUACAGCAGUUACUUUAAUCCCCUUUAUGGCGGAGUAGAUCCUCUCAGCGUAACGGCCGCAGAGGCGACUACUAUCAGAGAAAUGAUAAUACAGCUCUUUAUCGCUCUGAUUUUAACUCUCACAAUUCUAUUUAUUGCACUUUGCGUGCUGUAUAGAUUUACGAAGCGUGCGCAAGAAAGAGAAGAAGUUAUAACGCUGCGCAAUAGUUUCAGACAUCUCUGUAGAAGUUUGAGAGGCAGGCAUCAGCUUGUGGCGGCAAGUCCACCGGAUAUGCCGCCCAUACCCAAGGGCGAGCUGUUGCAGGCAUACCUGGAACGCCAUCGGGAUUCGGAUUACGGUUUCCAACACGAGUUUGAGUUGCUACCCGAUCGAUUUACGGAUAGAACAACGCGCGCGUCCGAGGCGCAGGAGAAUCUCUAUAAGAAUCGUUAUCCGGACAUCAAGUGUUACGAUCAGACGAGAGUGCGUUUAGCCCAGAUGGACGGUAUCUGCGGCUCCGAUUAUAUCAACGCUAACUUUGUGCUGGGCUACAAGGAGCGCAAAAAGUUUAUCUGCGCCCAGGGACCGAUGGAAAACACCGUUUGCGAUUAUUGGCGCAUGAUCUGGGAGCAACAUCUCGAAUUGAUUCUCAUGCUGACGAAUCUUGAGGAGUAUUCUAAGACCAAGUGUGCCAAAUACUGGCCGGACAAGCGCGAGACUAAGAACUUUGGCGAUAUCACGGUGGAGCACGUGAAGGAGCGCGCGUACUCUGACUACGUGGUGCGCGAGUUGAAGAUGACGCGGCUAGGUGAGCGCGAUCCCCGUACGAUCGUGCAGUAUCACUUCCUCGUAUGGAAAGAUUUUGUCGCUCCCGAACAUCCGCACGCGAUCCUACGCUUCAUCAAACGCGUCAACGAGGCGUACUCACUCGAGAAGGGGCCAAUCCUUGUGCAUUGCAGCGCUGGCGUGGGUCGCACCGGCACGCUCGUCGCGUUGGAUUCUUUGUUGCAGCAGUUGGCCGAUGAAGGUCAGGUAUCCAUUUUCAACACCGUGUGCGACCUGCGACAUAUGCGUAACUUUCUCGUGCAAUCACUCAAGCAAUAUAUUUUCAUUUAUCGCGCGCUUAUGGAGAUGGCGCAGUAUGGUGAUACGGAGAUUUCAGCAUCGCAGCUUAAGUCUACGGUCACCAAAUUGAGACAACGAGACAAUGGAAAGGAGAAAUGUAGAAUGGAAGAGGAGUAUGAUAAAAUCAAUUCUGUAUUAGAAGAUCGGAAAUCCUUCUCUGUUGGUGGCGGAGACGAAAAUAGGUCGAAGAAUAGAAGCGAACUGGUGAUACCAUAUGACAGAAAUCGCGUGAUACUCACUCCUGUUCCGGGAAAGGAACAUUCAACAUACAUAAAUGCAUCGUUCAUCGAAGGCUACGAUAAUUCCGAGUCAUUUGUCAUUACUCAGGAUCCAUUAGAGAUCACUAUACCGGAUUUCUGGCGAAUGAUCUCGGAACAAUGCAUCUCUACAAUAGUUAUGUUAUCUGACUUGAACGAAGGUCCACGGAAAUGUCCACGCUACUGGCCCGACGACGAAACCGAUUAUGACCACAUAAGGGUCCGUUAUAUUCAUAGCGAGAGCUGUCCAUACUACACUCGUCGCGAGUUUUGCAUUUUAAAUACGAAAACUGAUGAAAGUGGGGUCGUGAAGCAGUAUCAAUAUCAUGGCUGGCCAACGGUGGAGGGUGAAGUACCUGAGGUGACGCGCGGUCUCAUCGAGCUGGUCGAUCAGACAUUAACGAACGACACCGAAACGAGCGGUUCGUUGGUCGUACACUGCAGCUACGGAUCUGACCGGAGUUCCAUGUUCGUGGCGCUUAGUAUAUUGGUCCAGCAGCUACGCACUGAGAAACGCGUAGAUAUUUUCACGACUACAAAGAAAUUACGCUCUCAGCGACAUGGCAUGAUCAGCACCUUUGCACAAUAUGAGUUUCUUCACCGUGCCAUCGUGAAUUAUUCGGAUCUUCACAAUUUAGCCGAUGACGAGACGGCAUCAUAAUGUUCGAAAAUUAGCAACAGCGAGACUAGAUUGUACUAAAUAUUAUUUGGGCGAAUAUGUGCAUAAGAAAGUUCCAUGAUGAGUAUCCGAGGAUCGAACAAAUGUUUGAAUACAUUGCGUUUAUUGCCCCAACCAAAGAUGAAUAAACAUCGUUAAAGAAUCAUUGUCAUCAUCAUCAUCAUUACUAUUAUCAUCGUCAUCUAAAAGACAAGUGGAUCGCAAUGCACAACACGGAUCUAAAGACUUGUAUAUAAUAUGUCCGCAAAUUUUAUAUAUGUGACUGUAAGUUAAGUGUAAAAGAGAAGCAUUCACUGGAGAUCAACUAGAAAUGAACUUCAACGUGAAUUUGCAAUAUCGUGAUGAGAACACCAUUAAGUGCAGUGUGUGACGUUACGAAACCGUUAUAUAGAAGCUUAUUUUUACCGGCAAUCUAACGAUACCGGAGCGUAAUAUGUAUCCACAGUGACAAAACAGUUUUGAUAUCGAAAGAUACAUUGAGCAGGUAGGGACACGCUUUUGUCCAUAUCCUCUGUAUGGCUGUACUGUGAAGAACUAACGCAGGAAGGAACGAAUGUACUUGUAUAGGUUUGGCAAUUCACUCUUUUGACAAGUAUAUGAUACACAAGCUGUAACUCCAAAUCAGUUCGCUUUUGCAAAUUGCAAUUGAAGUCGAGUAAUAAGAGGGAACUCAACAUUACGAUUACUCAUACAUUCAUGAACCAAUUGCGAAACCUUCCGCAAGGUUUCUAUUAACAUAUUAUUCUGAUGUUUACUACAGAAUGUUCCGUUUUGAAGCGAGCAAAAUGAGAAUCAUCUAAAAUAUAAUUCAGUAAACACCAAUUUACAGUAACAUAACAUUAAUGUUAUAAUUUCACGCUUAGCAACAUAAUUGUUAAAUACAUGUUAUAUUACAUUUAUAUUGUUGAAUGUGAAAUUAUAACACUGAUGUUAGUUACUGUUAGUGUUUAUUGAAUAUCUCAGCAAACCAUAAAUAUAACUCCCAUAUAAUAUAGAUAUAAAAUCUUUAAAUUUUAUGUAAAUAUAUUAUAUAGUACGUAUAUUUAUGUUUGCUGGGCUUUAUGAAGAGAUCUCUUCGGAAGAAAGCAUCUUCUGUGACGACACGAAGCAUCGUUGCUCUACAUUCUGUCGUAACGAUAAUAUUAGCAAUUAUGCGCACGUUGCGUAUAUUUAUAUGUUCUCCGACAAUGUAUGCAUUAUUAUUACAAUAUAUUACGCGUAUCAUGCGUGCGCUGGUUUCUCUUCUAAAUGAUGAAAAAAGACUGAUAAUCUUAUUCAGUUCGACAUAUAGAACCAUAGCACGUAACAUGGCACAAUGGCUUGCGUCUUAAAGUCUAUAUAAAUUCUAUGCCAAAG